Homalodisca vitripennis (glassy-winged sharpshooter) is the source of this 1004-nucleotide messenger RNA. Its product is annotated as jerky protein homolog-like. Gene Ontology annotation, molecular function: DNA binding. The record is from RefSeq and is a predicted model, not a curated record. Bases 89 to 919 code for a protein of 276 amino acids. The transcript is spliced from 2 exons. NCBI's taxonomy places the organism in Eukaryota, Metazoa, Arthropoda, Insecta, Hemiptera, Cicadellidae. Gene Ontology annotation, cellular component: nucleus.
AAUAGGCAAGUAUAAAAAGCCACGUGCUUUUAAAAAUACUAAUGUGGACACAUUUCCCAGCACAUACACAAACCAGAAAAACGCAUGGAUGGACUCGCGGAUUUUCAAACAAUGGUUUUUUGAGGAAUUCGUUCCAGUCGUUGAAGCUUUCUUGGAGAACAAAAAACUCCCUCGCAAGGCCCUUCUUAUUCUUGACAACGCUUCGUCCCAUCCAGAUGCUGAUGAGCUAGUCAGCGAUGGCAUUAGAGCCUUAUUUUUGCCUCCAAACGUUACUGCCCUCAUCCAGCCUCUAGACCAGGGAGUUCUAGAAACUUUUAAGCGAAACUACAAAAAGAGGCUGCUUAGAAAUCUACUGGAGAAGCUAGAGGACGGGCUGGGUGUCACUGAUGCUCUCAAGUUAAUCACAAUGAAAGAUGUUGUCUACUGGGUGUCAGAAGCUUGGGAUAACGUUAGGGAGGACACUAUAAGAAGGUCAUGGCGCAAACUUUUCGGAAUUGAAAAGGCAAGCCGCCAAGAGACAGCUGCUCCUGAAAACCAGCCAAGAGCAUGUCCUCCUGAAAAUGAAGAGCUUGUGAAUCUUUGUAACCACCUUCCAGUGGCUGAGCCCAUCAGUGCAGAGGACAUCAGUGAAUGGAUCAAUGGAGAUGAGGAUCAGGCCCUAACUGAUGACGUGAUUAUCCAGAUGCUCAACCAACCAGAAGAUGAUGACAACGAUGAACCUGAUGGGGCGACUGAGAAAAUAUCACAUACAGAAGGUCUAAGAACGAUCGAGGGAGCACUGGCAUACAUUGAACAACAAGAAACCGCAACAACAAACGAUUUAGUUUGGCUGCGACGCUGGCGCAACAGGGCGGCUAGCCUAAGAUCCUCUAAUCUAAGUCAAAAAACAAUAACUGAUUUCUUUGGGAAAAAAGAUUAGCUUACUUUGUUUAUUUUUGUACAAUGUACAGUAAAUUAAUUUUCAUUUCUUUGAUUUAAUUUUGUAAACAGGAAUACUGUACUGU